Tinamus guttatus (white-throated tinamou) is the source of this 1389-nucleotide messenger RNA. The record is from RefSeq and is a predicted model, not a curated record. Lineage: Eukaryota; Metazoa; Chordata; Aves; Tinamiformes; Tinamidae.
AUGUUCUCGGGAGGCAUCAGGAAACUAAGAGGGGAAGUAGAAAGUGACUCGUGCUUGAAAAGGCCUGUGAAAAUCCUAGCACUGUCUGUGCCUCUUGGUAAGAACGUCGCCAGAUUGAGUGAGAAAGCGACAAAACGAGACAAACUGUUCAGUAAAAAGACUACUCUUACCUAUGACACCCUCAGGUUCGAGUAUGAAGACUUCCCCGAGACCAAAGAACCCGUUUGGAUACUAGGCCGAAAAUACAGUGUUUUUACAGAGAAAGAAGAGAUCCUUUUGGAUGUGACCUCUCGGCUUUGGUUCACCUACAGAAAGAACUUCCCUGCCAUCGGAGGGACCGGUCCCACGUCGGACACCGGCUGGGGCUGCAUGUUGCGCUGCGGCCAGAUGAUCUUCGCCCAGGCCUUGGUCUGCAGGCAUCUGGGCAGAGAGUGGAGGUGGAUAAAAGGGAAGAGGCAGGUGGACAAUUACUUCAACGUACUUAAUGCCUUCGUCGACAAAAAAGACAGCUACUAUUCCAUUCACCAGAUAGCCCAGAUGGGAGUUGGAGAGGGGAAAUCCAUAGGCCAGUGGUAUGGACCAAACACAGUUGCACAAGUGCUCAAAAAACUUGCUACUUUCGAUACGUGGAGCUCACUGGCAGUGCACAUAGCCAUGGAUAACACUGUAGUGAUGGAAGAAAUCAGGCGGCUGUGCCAGCCCAGCCUGCCGUGCGCCGGAGCCGCGGUGUUCCCGGCCGCGGAGCCGGAGCCGCUCUACAACGGGCACCCCGAGGAGGCCGGGGCCGGAGCGGGGCUCGCGCCGUGGAAGCCGUUGGUGCUGCUGAUCCCGCUCCGCCUGGGGCUCACGGACAUCAACGAAGCCUACAUCGAAACACUAAAGCACUGCUUCAUGAUGCCCCAGUCGCUGGGAGUGAUUGGAGGGAAGCCCAACAGUGCUCACUACUUCAUUGGCUAUGUAGGGGAGGAGCUCAUUUACCUGGAUCCCCACACGACGCAGCCUGCAGUGGAGCCCAACGAGAGAGGCUGCCUCCCCGACGAGAGCUUCCACUGCCAGCACCCUCCGUGCAGGAUGAGCAUCGCCGAGCUCGACCCUUCCGUGGCGGUGGGCUUUUUCUGCAACACAGAAGAGGACUUCAAUGAUUGGUGCCAGCAAAUUAGAAAGCUGUCCCUGGUGAGGGGAGCGCUGCCCAUGUUCGAGCUGGUGGAGCGCCAGCCAUCCCACUUCUCCAAUCCUGAUGUUCUGAACCUCACACCAGACUCCUCUGACGCUGACAGACUGGAAAGGUUCUUUGACUCGGAAGAUGAAGAUUUUGAAAUCUUAUCCCUUUGAAAGCAAACAGGACCCUGACUCUGCAAAUUUGUGUUACUGGUGGGGGAAGAUGGGGGU